AUGCUUCCAUCCAAUACCAUUCUACUCCUUCAUCUCACCUUCAUCCUCAUCCUCGUCAUCCUCUUCUUCGUUGUCCUCUUCGUCGUCGUCCUCUUCCUCCUCGUCCUCUUCCUCCUCGUCCUCUUCCUCCUCGUCCUCUCCAAACCAAUCGUUCCACCACUCCGCAAAGCUCUGAAACUGCCCCUGGAGGAUAGGCUGGUUCAGUCUUUCCGCGCCAGUACGAGAAUACCACUUCGAGAAGGCACCCCAAGCGUGGUUCGGCACCAUAGCGUGCAAGGAGAAUCUCGAAUCGCCUACCAUUUUAUGCAGGAUACCCAAACUCCAGCGUCCAUUAUUCAGAGAAUUGACCCUCGCUUGCUAACAGACGACUCGAGGCAAGGCUGGAAAAAGUCAAGGGGCUAUCAGCUGGACAAUCCUGAGGUUAGCGACGAUGAUAAUCGCCCGAAUGCCACAUUGGAGCAAGAGUCUGCGGAAACCAGAGGCAACCAGCCACCUGAGGAAACCACACUCUCGGAGCUUAUGCUGAUCGAUCAUGGAGACGGUAGUCAAUGUGGAAGGAUCAUCGAGAACUCGUUACCUAAACCUCAUUAUGAGGACGCUCCUCUAGUCCGCCUCCCGUCCCAAACCAAAAUCGAUGGAUCAACUACAGCGAUGACGCCCGAACCUAAGGACUCGGGAAGCGAUAUAACCAAGCUCUUGCCUCUUCAGCCAAUAGGACCGGAUGAUCCUGCAGAUGCCGUUCGAUGCCGUCGCCGUGGCGAUUCUCGUUGCAAUGCAAGAACAGCUGAGAAGGCGACGCAACCACCACCGACGACGACGUAG
This is a messenger RNA of Trematosphaeria pertusa, 822 nucleotides long. RefSeq lists its product as uncharacterized. Bases 1 to 822 code for a protein of 273 amino acids. The record is from RefSeq and is a predicted model, not a curated record. The transcript has 2 exons. Lineage: Eukaryota; Fungi; Ascomycota; Dothideomycetes; Pleosporales; Trematosphaeriaceae.